This is a messenger RNA of Carassius gibelio (silver crucian carp), 4472 nucleotides long. RefSeq names its product RAS p21 protein activator 3 (gene rasa3). Gene Ontology annotation, molecular function: GTPase activator activity. Gene Ontology annotation, biological process: intracellular signal transduction; negative regulation of Ras protein signal transduction; regulation of GTPase activity. The coding region runs from base 126 to 2645 and encodes 839 amino acids. NCBI's taxonomy places the organism in Eukaryota, Metazoa, Chordata, Actinopteri, Cypriniformes, Cyprinidae. The record is from RefSeq and is a predicted model, not a curated record. The transcript is spliced from 24 exons.
CGCGUUUGAGCUGUACGUUCGCGGCGCCCUGCACAGUCCGGUGAGUCACUGUCCACGCUGGAAUACAGAGAGAAGGGAAGGAGAGAGUGGGGAAUAGCGAACGGGAAAGAACUGGAGCUGCGAGAAUGGCGGUCGAAGAGGAAGGUCUUCGGGUUUUCCAGAGUGUCAAAAUAAAAAUCGGUGAAGCAAAGAACAUCCCUCCAUAUCCGGGUCCGAAUAAAAUGCGGGAUUGUUACUGCACAGUCAACCUGGACCAGGAGGAAGUGUUUCGAACCAAAACCAUAGAGAAGUCUUUGUGUCCAUUCUAUGGCGAGGACUUUUAUUGUGAAAUCCCACGCAGUUUCCGCCAUCUGUCCUUCUACAUCUUUGACAGAGACGUGUUCAGGAGGGACUCCAGCAUCGGUAAAGUGGCUGUGAAGAAGGAAGAACUGCAAAAAUACCACGGUAAAGACCACUGGUUCCCGCUGCAGCCGGUCUGUGCAGACUCAGAGGUUCAGGGAAAGGUUCACCUGGAGCUGCGUCUCAGUGAGGUCAUCACAGACAGCGGAGUCAUCUGCCACAAGCUGGCAACACGGGUUUUAGAGUGUCAGGAUCUGCCCAUAGUGAAUGGCCAGUGUGAUCCGUACGCCGCUGUGUCUUUACUUGGCCCCUCCAGGUCAGAAGCCAAGAAGACGAAGGUCAAACGGAAAACCAACAAUCCUCAGUUUGAUGAGGUGUUCUUUUUUGAGGUGACAAAACCGCUGAGCUACACCAAACGACAGUUCGACGUGGAAGAGGAUGACGUGGACAAACUUGCGCUUAAGGUGGAUCUGUGGACCGCCAGCAAUCUAAAGUUCGGAGACGAGUUUCUCGGAGAGGUACGGGUGCCGUUGAAGGUCCUAGGACAGUCUGGUGUUCAUGAUGCAUGGUACUUCCUGCAGCCAAGAGAUAACGGCAAUAAAUCAGUGAAGGCGGAUGAGCUGGGCUCGUUACGACUCAACAUCAUUUACACGGAGGACCAUGUGUUCCCCACAGAGCAUUAUAACCCGCUCCGAGACCUGCUGCUGCUGCAGUCCGCACAUAUCGAGCCCGUCUCUGCGUCUGCGGCUCACAUCUUGGGCGAGGUGUGCCGUGAGAAGCAGGAAGCCGCUGUCCCGCUGGUGCGACUCUUCCUGCACUAUGGCAAAAUCGUGCCUUUCCUCAGUGCCAUUGCCCACGCAGAGAUCAACCGCACACAGGAUCCCAACACCAUAUUCCGGGGAAACUCACUGACGUCCAAAUGCAUUGAUGAGACCAUGAAGCUGGCGGGGAUGCAUUACCUGCGGGUCACACUCAAACCCAUCAUUGAUGAAAUCUGCACGGACCACAAACCUUGUGAGAUCGACCCCGUCAAGCUGAAGGAGUCUGAGAACUUAGACACAAACAGGGAAAACCUGCGGCAGUACGUGGACCGGAUCUUUAACGUCAUCACCAGCUCGGGUGUGAGCUGUCCCACCGUCAUGUGUGACAUCUUCUUUUCACUGCGGGAGUCUGCCGCCUCACGCUUUCAGGACGACCCGGAUGUGCGCUACACGGCUGUCAGCAGUUUCAUCUUCCUCCGUUUCUUCGCCCCUGCUAUCUUGUCACCGAACCUCUUCCAUCUGCGUCCACAUCACCCGGAUCCGUGCACGUCUCGGACACUGACCCUCAUUUCCAAAACCAUCCAAACACUGGGAAGCCUGGCCAAGUCCAAAUCUGCCAAUUUCAAAGAGUCCUACAUGGCUGCCUUCUACGACUACUUCAACGAGCAGAAGUACGCCGAUGCAGUAAAGAACUUCCUGGAUCUGAUCUCGUCCUCGGCCCACUGGGAUCAGAAGAUCAUUGAGACGCCCAUCAUGCUGAAGGAAGGAUUCAUGAUCAAACGAGCUCAAGGGCGAAACCGCUUCGGUCUGAAGAACUUCAAGAAGAGAUGGUUCCGCUUGACCAACCAUGAGUUCACCUACCAUAAAACCAAAGGUAGUAACGCAAAAGGAGAGGGUGCUCUGUGCAGCAUCCCUAUUGAGAACAUCCUGGCUGUAGAGAGACUAGAGGAAGAGUCCUUCAAAAUGAAAAACAUGUUCCAGGUCAUCCAGCCAGAGAGGGCGCUCUACAUCCAGGCCAAUAAUUGCGUGGAGGCCCGCGACUGGAUCGACAUCCUAACCAAGGUCAGUCAGUGUAACCGCAAGCGUCUGAGCACAUACCACCCGUCUGCCUUCCUCAACGGACACUGGCUCUGCUGCAAGCUGUCUGCAGACACUGCGCCCGGCUGCACACCCUGCACAGGGGGACUUCCUGCCAACAUCCAGCUGGACGUGGAUGGAGACAGAGAGACGGAGAGGAUCUACUCGCUCUACAGCACGUACAUGUCCAAACUAGUGAAGAUGCAGGAGGCCUGUGGCAGUAAGUCGGUGUACGAUGGCCCAGAGCAGGAGGAAUACUCCACGUUUGUGAUCGACGACCCGCAGGAGACGUAUAAAACCCUGCGACUCGUCAUCUCAGCCGUACAGACACUGGAGCAGCAGCACAUGCAGUACAAACGAGACAAGUUCAGGAAAACCAAGUACGGCAGCCAGGAACAUCCAAUCGGUGAUCAGAGCUUCCAGUGUUACAUUCGCCAGCAAUCAGAAAGCUCCACCUACUCCAUCUGACCACGCCCACUGCAGACACUGCAACAGUCGCAUCUCAAACAGGAAACUCUUGAGUUGUGAUUGACCGGAAGGUGGCCACAGAUGAAAGCUAAACCUCUGGUGCUUUUAUAUGAUUUUAAUCAAUCAACAUCUUCCCUUGAAUAGCGUGGGCUGCCGUGCACUUUAUACGUCACACGCACCUGUGGACCAUGUAGCUCCGCCUCACGGCAUGUUAUAACAUUUUAUGAUGUUUUUAAGCUAGGAUUCGACCAGAUGUCCUCUAGCUGUGGAUCAUGUUUUUAUAAACAGAGUAUUGGGCCAAAGGACAGAUCCCACAAUCCUUUGCUUUGAAAGGGUUUUGAGAUGUCAGUGGAUGAGACCUGCGGCUGAACCUGAUGAACUGUAACCAUGUUUUUAACUCGUAUAGAAAUAUCCUGCUCUGUUUCUGCCUGCACUUCCCUUUACUCACCCUUGUGUUGUCGUCACACCAGCUGAAGCAGUGCUGCAUUGUGGGAAAUGUGUCAUGUCGUGUGUGUUAAAGCAUGCAGACGUCCUUAUGCCAGCCGUUUCCAGCAUGUGGCGUGACACUAAACCACUUUCUGAUGGUUAGUGGGUCCAGUUGUGUUCAGCAUCACAUUUCGCUUUUUAUACUUUCUGUUGUGUCUCACAGCUUGCUUUGUUUGUGUGUGUGUGUGUGUGUGUGUGUGUGUGUGUCUGUUUAAAUCUGAAGCAAGCUUGCGUGAGUGUGUUUCAGUUAUUAUGAUUAAUAACUUCCAUUUUAUCACAUCACACUUUAUAGAGACAUUUCAUAUGAAUGUAAUUAUUUUGAUGCAUUUCAUGAAAUCUGUCAAGAUCAUGCUUUGCUUAUAUUUCACCCUAAAAUCAAAUCUAUCUAUCUAUCUAUCUAUCUAUAUAUACACACACACACACACACACACAUACAUUUAAGCUUAAAGAAACUGAAAUUCAUUUUACAAGCAUUAAGAGUUUUUGCAUUGCAAAUUAUUUUACAGUAAUGUAAAAAAAUAAAUAUAUAGGCAAUAGAAAGGAAAUAGAAAAAAUUGUAAGGUAAUUGCACUGAAAAAUGCUUUGUACAAUUUUGCUAGUAAAUUUCACAAACACUUAGAAAUACCAAGUAACACUGAAUUGAAAGUGAAAUUCUAAUGUAGAAAAACAUCUUGAAAAACAUACUCCAAUAAUCUUUGUUUCCUUUACAUCUUCAAAAAAAAAAUUUUUAUUGGCGAGUUUUUAUCGCUCAAUUCUGACUUUUUUUCUCAUAGUAGUUGCAAUUACUUUUUUUCUUCUUUAUCCCUUGAGAGAAACAAGCUACCAUAGUAAAGUGAAAAAUACUGAUGCGUUAUUUUCUUUAUGGAGAAACUUGAUUCUUAUUUUGGUAGGAUUUCAGCGUGAAAUAUGAGCUGGAGAUUGACAGAUUCUUCUGCACUUCAUUCCGAGUAUGGGUCCCCAUACUUGGCCACAUGUCACUUCACUUUUGUUAGUUUGGUGUUGUAUUUUGUUAAAACACGGUUCUUCUGUUUCUGUACAUCCCUCAGUGAUGCAUGUUUCAGUGCUUAGAUAUUUUAAAACGGCCCCAUUUUCCUUCCCAAAUGACAUGCUGUUUAUUUUUAUAUCACAGAAUAAUGCUUUUGGAACUCAAUCCACACACACAGUGUGAAGUAUGCAAUAAUGUCACCUAUAAGUAAUUCACCUGUAUUUGAUCUGUUGAAGGAAUUUUGAUCUCAGAUCCCUAAGAAGGGAGAGUGGUGUUUGUGUGAUGUGUGUACAGACCAACCAACCGAAUGAGACACGCGUGUUUCUUUUGUCCAAAUGAAGGCAAUAACAAAGAAA